UUCACAUCUCAAAGUUCAUCGCUACGCUUCAUCAUCAGUUUGAAGAAAAUUUUACAAAAACCAGAAGUACGACGAGUUAUCGUGUGAUUUAAAAAAAGAAAUUAAUUAUACUUUAAAAAAUCCAAAAGGAAAUAAAAAUGAAAUUCCAAUAUAAAGAAGAACACCCAUUCGAGAAGAGGCGGGCUGAAGGUGACAAAAUCCGCAGAAAAUAUCCAGAUCGAGUUCCCGUCAUAGUAGAGAAGGCACCAAAAGCCCGCAUUGGCGAUCUUGACAAGAAGAAGUACUUGGUCCCAUCUGAUUUGACUGUAGGACAAUUUUACUUUUUAAUCCGCAAACGAAUUCAUCUCCGCCCAGAAGAUGCUCUCUUCUUCUUUGUGAACAAUGUAAUUCCACCAACAUCAGCCACAAUGGGCUCCCUUUACCAGGAACACCAUGAAGAAGACUAUUUCUUGUACAUUGCAUACUCAGAUGAGAAUGUCUAUGGCAAAAACUAAGUAAAGAAUCACAGGGUUUGGCUGUCGAAAGGAUUUAUUUGAUAAAACAAAGUUGGAUUCUUUGGAGGCGCAGCAAAGAUGAAGAAAAAAAAAACUUAAAUCUAUCAACAUAAAAAAAAUAAAAUUGGAAAUGAAAAGAUCAACUAUAUAUAAAAAAUAAAUAUAUAAUUACAAACAAAACAACAAAAAAGAAAAAAAAAAAACAAAAAAUAUAGAUACAAAUAUUUAGCUUUAUAACUCUCAUUUUAUUUUAUUCUUUUUUUUGUUCAUUUUACACCUUGAAUUCCCCUUUUUUGAUCAAAAUUUUAUUUUAAUUUUUGUGUGCAAUUGGGGUGAUUUCUUUAAAAAGACCCACAUAGUAUCGCAAAUUGGCAGAUUUUUUUAUGUGCGCGUUCUAUGGUAAUUAACGUCACGAAAUAAUGCUUUUUCUCUUAAUGAUGAGAGAAUUAAGCAUUAAAGUCCUGUUUUCUUUUUAUUAAAUUUACUUACUGACAAAGCAAAAUAAAAAA
This is a messenger RNA of Episyrphus balteatus (marmalade hoverfly), 1003 nucleotides long. It is a transcript of the gene Atg8a, whose product is annotated as gamma-aminobutyric acid receptor-associated protein. Gene Ontology annotation, biological process: autophagosome assembly; macroautophagy; autophagy of mitochondrion. The coding region runs from base 138 to 494 and encodes 118 amino acids. Gene Ontology annotation, molecular function: ubiquitin protein ligase binding; GABA receptor binding. The record is from RefSeq and is a predicted model, not a curated record. NCBI's taxonomy places the organism in Eukaryota, Metazoa, Arthropoda, Insecta, Diptera, Syrphidae. Gene Ontology annotation, cellular component: autophagosome; autophagosome membrane; cytosol. The transcript has 3 exons.